UCAGUCAUUUUCUUUGCUUAUGCUCUCCUAUCUUCAUCUUCUUUUUUUCCAUAAGAACCCUAACUUUUUAUGAGACAACAUUGAAAAAAUUAAAAAUGGUGAGGAGUUUAAACAUGUGAAUUUUGUUGCUUUUACAAAUUAACAGCCACAAUUAAAACUAUUUGGAGGUGAUUCCAUGGUAGUGUCCAAUUUAACAUCCGUAUGCAAGUCAUCAAUCACAUCAUUCUAAGAAUUUGUUAGAGGGGUCAAGUUUUUGAAGUAGCAAACCUUCAAGAGUUGCCGUAAAAAAAUCCCGAAAAGACCCUCUCUUUUUCCACUAACCUACAAAAUGUCAGGAGAAGAAGAAGAGAAUGCAUCAGAGCUAAAAUUGGGCGAAGAUUUCGUCAAAGCAAAGUGUUUGAUGAAUGGAGAAGUAGCCAUGAUUCUUGAACACAGAUUAGAACAAUUACAGCAAGUUUCAGAUGAUCCCUUGAAUCAGAUGCCCCAAGUUUUCGAGAAAUCUCUGCAAUAUGUAAAGCGAUUCAGUCGUUACAAAAACCCAGAUGCUGUAAGACAGGUUAGAGAGAUUCUUAGUCGUCAUCAACUAGCCGAAUUCGAGCUCGCUGUUCUUGGUAACCUUUGCCCAGAAACUGUUGAAGAAGCCAUUGCUAUGGUACCUUCGCUUAAAGAUAAAGGAAGGGAUCUUGAUGAUGAAGCUAUUGAGAAGAUGCUUACUGAUCUUGCUAUGGUUAAGAAGUUUGAGUGAUUUUGGUUUCUGGGUUGCUUGGAUUUUAGGGUUAGGGUUUCUGGGUACUGCGUAUUCGUCAUCAAUUUUUAAAAUUUGGUGUUUUUAGGAUUGUUAAUUGAGAAUUCUAAUGCUAUGUACUGUUCAAUUUGACGAGAAAUUGAUGGUAGUAAACUGGUAAUUGAUGUGUUUGUGAUGUGCAUAUCAAAUGUUUGAUGAAAGUCCUUGCUAUGAUAUUGAACUGAAAUUGGAAAGAAUGGUUAUAUCAAUCGAAUCAAACUUGUAAUUGACAAAUAUUCA
Molecule: messenger RNA, 1024 nt
Organism: Chenopodium quinoa (quinoa)
Lineage: Eukaryota; Viridiplantae; Streptophyta; Magnoliopsida; Caryophyllales; Amaranthaceae
Product: DNA-directed RNA polymerase II subunit 4-like
Exons: 2
Coding region: 329-745 (138 amino acids)
Biological process (GO): transcription initiation at RNA polymerase II promoter; mRNA export from nucleus in response to heat stress; positive regulation of translational initiation
Cellular component (GO): RNA polymerase II, core complex; P-body
Molecular function (GO): nucleotide binding; translation initiation factor binding
Source: RefSeq, a predicted model, not a curated record